Purpureocillium lilacinum is the source of this 1335-nucleotide messenger RNA. Lineage: Eukaryota; Fungi; Ascomycota; Sordariomycetes; Hypocreales; Ophiocordycipitaceae. The record is from RefSeq and is a predicted model, not a curated record.
AUGCCUGUUACGACUACUACUACUACCACUACUAAGUCGAGAGGCGGCAACGGGCCCACGACGCGGGGGGAUUCCGAAACGGACUACGACGUCUUGUCGAGAAGCAUGGGGUUUGGGCGCCGUUCGCACGCCGCGGCCGCCGCAGGGUCGGGCAGCGAGGGCCGUGAAGAGGUGGACGGCGAUGCGCUGGGCCAGCUGUCGCGGUCGCUGCCCACGUCGGGGCCGGUGCUGGAGCCGGAGCCGUGUGAUGUCGUUGCCGUUUUGCGGCCGGUCGCGUCGGGCCAGUCUGGGCGGGACAGCAGCGAGGGAGAUCAAAGCACGCUGGGUGGUGGUGGUGGUUUUGAUAUAGACGAGGAGGAUCACGAUGAGAUGGACCGUGAAGAACGGCAUACCGAGACGUCGCCGCUUCUGCCGCCCAGGGACAGCUCCCUCUCUCCGGAGCCGACACUCAGCAAGAACCACGUAAACGGCCACGAUAACGACACCACCAACGACAGUGACGAAGGUCCGCCACCGCCAUACCUCAACGGCGUCUCACCCGGCCGCUUCUGGUUCAUCUUCUCGCAGCUGCUCCUCUCGCAAUUCAUCGGCUGCUUCGACGGCACCAUCAUGGCGUCGUCGCACCCCGUCAUCACGUCCUACUUCGGGGCCGCCAACUCGGCGUCGUGGCUGUCGACGGCCUUUCUGCUCACCUCGACGGCCUUCCAGCCGCUGCUGGGCCGCCUGUCCGACGCCGUGGGCCGCAAGCCGCUCUUCCUCGGGUGCAACGCCGUGUUUGCACUGGCGACGGCGUGGUGUGCGGCGGCGGGCAGCAUCGAGAGCUUUAUCGUGGGGAGGGCGCUGUGUGGGUUGGGGGCUGGGGGGGCGAUGACAUUGGGGAGUAUCAUCACGAGUGAUUUGGUGCCGAUAGAGUUGUACAGACGCCGCGGCGCGUACCAGUCCUUCAUCAACGUCACCUUCGGCGUCGGCUCCGCGCUGGGCUCCGCGCUCGGCGGCGCCAUGGCCGAGGCGCUCGGCUGGCGGUGGGAGUUUGGCGUGCAGAUCCCGCCGCUGCUCCUCUGCAUCGGCGUCUCGGCCGUGGCGAUCCCGGCGGACCUGGGCGUCGUCGAGUGCGGGCGCGAGCGCAAGGGCGUGUGGGCGGCGCUGCGCGAGUUUGACGCCCGCGGGUCGCUGCUCCUGACGGGGGCGAUAUCGUUUCUCAUCUUGGGCCUGGUGAGUGCCGUUGGAACCCUUGCCUCUGGGAAGAUGGAAGGACGGCUGUAUGAGCAUCUCGGAGCCGUCUCUCGUGCCUCUAUCGCUCUAUUCUUGUCCCUGAAGUUCGUACCAUGGAUGUAG